Messenger RNA from Dichotomopilus funicola, 753 nucleotides. Its product is annotated as Triosephosphate isomerase. The transcript has 4 exons. The coding region runs from base 1 to 753 and encodes 250 amino acids. Gene Ontology annotation, biological process: glyceraldehyde-3-phosphate biosynthetic process; gluconeogenesis; glycerol catabolic process. Gene Ontology annotation, molecular function: triose-phosphate isomerase activity. NCBI's taxonomy places the organism in Eukaryota, Fungi, Ascomycota, Sordariomycetes, Sordariales, Chaetomiaceae. Gene Ontology annotation, cellular component: cytosol. The record is from RefSeq and is a predicted model, not a curated record.
AUGGCUCGCAAGUUCUUUGUCGGUGGUAACUUUAAGAUGAACGGGACCAGCGAGUCCAUCAAGAAGAUCAUCAAGAACCUGAACGACUCGAAGUUGGACUCCAAUGUUGAGGUCGUGAUCGCUCCUCCGGCCCUCUACCUCCAGCUGGCCAAGGCCGAAGUCAAGCAGCCCACGGUCCAGGUGUCGGCCCAGAACGUGUACGACAAGCCGGACGGCGCCUUCACCGGCGAGAUCAGCGUGUCGCAGCUGGCCGACAGCGACAUCCACUGGACCAUCCUGGGCCACUCGGAGCGCCGCACGCUUUUGGGCGAGACCGACGAGAUCGUCGCGUCCAAGACCAAGUUCGCCAUUGACGGCGGUCUCAGCGUUGUCUGGUGCUGCGGCGAGUCGCUGGCCGAGCGCGAGGCCGGCAACACCGUGGCGGUCGUCGAGCGCCAGCUGGCUGCGCUCGCGGCCAAGAUCUCGGGCGCCGACUGGCAGAAGGUGGUGAUUGCGUAUGAGCCUAUCUGGGCUAUUGGUACUGGCAAGGUGGCGACUGUGCAGCAGGCCCAGGAGGCGCAUGAGGCUAUCCGCAACUGGCUGAAGGCCAAGGUCAGCGAUGAUGUUGCUGAGCAGACCCGGAUUCUGUACGGCGGUAGCGUCAAGGGCGAUAACUCCAAGGACCUGGCCAAGGAGAAGGAUAUUGAUGGUUUCUUGGUUGGCGGUGCCAGCUUGAAGCCCGAGUUCGUCGACAUCAUCAACUCGAACCUUUAA